AUGGAUGUUACGAUUUGGACACAGGGGAAGAAUUUAGGAGAUCAAAAGAAACCGGAGGGAAUGAGGGGCUGUCGGUUCCUGGGAAGGCGGAAUGGUAUUAGAAGAUAUCUAAUCAUAGUAACAAUUCUGGUCGUCAUGGUCAUGGGUGGAAUUAAGAUAGGUUCCAGAGAUGAUGACUUUCGACUUUUGCAAGAAAAUAGGGUUAAUCAAGAAGUUGUUAUGUUCAAUGAGGAUAACCCUAAAGUAGAUAUUCAGAAAGGCGAUGAGAAUGUUGAUGUCGGACUGGAAGACAAGGUUGACCUGGGCAAAGGCUCUCCAACUUAUGACAGUGAAGAAGACGAAUACUAUGUUGAGAGUAAGGAACACAAAACGGACCCAGUGCAGCUCGACCUACAAGAUGAUUCAGUUAAACAACAACAGCAGGACAACGAAUUCAAGAUUCAACAGCUGCAUCAAAACUCUCAAAAUAAAUUUGCUGUUCACACUUUUGCUAACUUUGGGGAUAGUAAAGACACAAAAAACCACGAACAGUUUGAUCAAAAUAUAGUUAGCGAAGACCAAAAGGAUAGGAAUCAAAUCCAAAUUAAGCAAAACAAUAAUCACAGUCUUAAGGAAGAAACAGAUAAAGCUAAGGCAGUAUUAAGUUUUCAUCCUGAAUCAUAUUACGACAGCGAAGAAGAAGAUGUUAAUGACAUUCAAGAAGGGAAUGAUAAUGAAAAGACUACAAUGCCUGCUAUAACCAAAGUGAUCACGUUUUCUCAAUAUGAUUCUGAAGAGGAUACUGAUGAUGUCCAACUGAAUUCUCUCAGUAAUGUUGACAGAAUAGAUAACAAAGUUGUGUCAAAUAUAAACGCUGAAAUUGCAAUUGAUGUAGAUGUUGCAAACGCUCAUUUACCUUUAAUUGUGCCAAAUAUAGUUCACUUUGUGUGGUUUGGAGAUAAUACAAUGACAUUUAAUCAAAUGCUAAGUAUUUUAUCAGUGCACCAUUUUGUAAAACCAGAACAUAUUUACUAUCAUUGUGACUCACAUCCCAAAGGAGAAUGGUGGCAGCGAGUUAUUAGCAUAGUGGUCAAUAUAAAGGUAGACAUCAUGUCCCCUCCAAAUGAAAUAUUCGGAUUUAGAAUUUUUACAGCGAAACAGCAAGCUGAUGUUGCAAAACUUCAAACUCUUAUGACCCAUGGCGGUAUAUAUUUAGAUACGGACGUUAUAGUAACAAAAUCAUUACAACCGCUACGUUCUUACGAAUUCAGUAUAGGUUAUUCGCAACCUGGGCGGUUCGAUAGUGACAUAGUGAUCUCAACUCAUACGUCCAAAUUUUUACAAAAAUGGUUAGUAGCGUAUACACAAUAUUCAAGUGCUGGAGGUGAUGAUUUUUUCAGCUGUGUAGCGCCAUAUAAAUUAUAUAAACAGUAUCCUGAUCAGGUCCACGUAGUGAAUAAAAUGAGCACACCAACAGCUAAAAAUGUGUAUUCCUUAUAUAAUGGAGAUUUAGACUGGACGAAUCAUUACGCAGUGCAUUUAUGGAGACGAUUACAUGAUCAAGUGGAUAAUUUAGACACUAUAAAAGAUUUGGACACACCUUAUGGUAAAUUGGUCAAGUUUAUUUAUAAUAAAGUAUAA
This is a messenger RNA of Lottia gigantea (owl limpet), 1620 nucleotides long. RefSeq lists its product as hypothetical. The transcript has 2 exons. Bases 1 to 1620 code for a protein of 539 amino acids. NCBI's taxonomy places the organism in Eukaryota, Metazoa, Mollusca, Gastropoda, Lottiidae. The record is from RefSeq and is a predicted model, not a curated record.